This is a messenger RNA of Schistosoma turkestanicum, 1546 nucleotides long. The record is from the annotation of a GenBank genome assembly. Lineage: Eukaryota; Metazoa; Platyhelminthes; Trematoda; Strigeidida; Schistosomatidae.
AUUCAAUCUCGCUUAUUAUCACUAUUUCCACCUCUUUGUCUACACUCCUUCACUUUCAUAAAAUCAGGUGACAGUUAAUGAAAUUGUUUUAUACUAGCUUGCUGAAAGAUAUUGGAUAUCGGACGGUUUUGUUGUUUGGAUGAAUGCAUAGUCGCCAUCUGUGUCCUUCUCGUUUGACUGCAGGCCUAAUACAUUAGUCUUAUGGCUGACGAAGCUGAGCUUUUGGAUUACGAAGAUGAGGAGCAGGAAACAGUUCAAGAGGCAAGACCUAAUGGCGAGGCUGUAGCCAAAAAGGGUGUCAAAGGGGCGUAUGUUACCAUACACAGUUCUGGAUUUCGUGACUUUAUUCUCAAACCGGAAUUAUUAAGAGCCAUCGUUGAUUGUGGCUUUGAGCAUCCAUCAGAAGUUCAACAUGAAUGUAUUCCCCAAGCUAUUUUAAGUAUGGACGUUUUGUGUCAAGCAAAGUCUGGAAUGGGAAAGACUGCAGUAUUCGUCAUAGCCACACUUCAACAGCUUGAUCCCGAAGGAGAAGCUUAUACAAGUGUACUCGUCCUCUGUCAUACGAGAGAACUUGCCUUCCAAAUCAGUAAAGAAUAUGAACGAUUCUCAAAAUACAUGCCGAAGAUAAAGGUUGGUGUGUUUUUUGGUGGGAUGCCAAUACGCAAGGAUAUUGAAACGUUAACAAAAUCUCCCGUUCAUAUCGUUGUGGGCACUCCUGGUCGUAUUCUGGAUUUAGUAAGGAGUAAAACAUUGAAACUACAACAUGUUAAACACUUCAUCAUUGAUGAAUGUGACAAAAUGCUAGAUACGCUCGAUAUGCGGCGUGAUGUUCAGGAAAUUUUCCGCAUGACUCCACAUCAAAAACAGGUCAUGAUGUUCAGCGCAACAAUGAGCAAAGAAAUUCGCCCAGUGUGCAGAAACUUUAUGCAAGAUCCGUUGGAAAUAUUCAUCGAAAACGAUUCAAAAUUAACAUUGCACGGUUUGCGGCAGCACUAUGUAAAAGUCAAGGAAAAUGAGAAGAACAGAAAGCUCUUUGAGCUCCUUGAUGAAUUGCAAUUCAACCAGGUAAUAAUCUUCGUCAAAUCCGUUCAACGAUGUAUGGCUUUGUCUCAGUUACUGGUUGACCAAAACUUCCCUUCAAUCGCAAUGCACCGAAAUAUGGCUCAAGAAGAACGUUUAGAGCGCUACCAAGCAUUUAAGAACUUUCAGAAACGGUUACUAGUGGCCACCAAUCUCUUCGGUCGAGGUAUGGACAUUGAACGUGUGAAUAUCGUCUUCAACUAUGAUAUGCCAGAAGAUUCUGACACUUAUCUGCACAGAGUUGCCAGAGCUGGUCGCUUUGGGACUAAAGGAUUAGCCAUAACUUUCAUAUCAGAUGAAGUCGAUGCAAAAGUCCUGAAUGAAGUACAAAACCGUUUCGAGGUCAAUAUUAGCGAGCUUCCUGACGUUAUGGAAAUAUCCAGUUAUAUGGAGGACCGAUAAUUUGUAUUUACCUGUAUAUUGUUUCUACUCCUGUCUAUAUUUCAAAUGCAAGUAUUCACCAGCC